CGGCCAUCAGCGGAGGCGCACAGGGCUGGGCGCGUUUGGAUGGAGCUGCUGUCGAGUUAAAGGACGGUUUAACUUAACUGUUUGUCACAUCCAGAAGAAUAAUGUCAGAUGGUCAGAGGGACAACACGGAGGAAGGUUUGAGGAUGGACGAAGACAGUCCCAUGAUCGGCAGGGUGGAGAGGACUUUUUGGACAGUUUGGUCCUACAUAACUGGAGCUGUGAACAGAUUCUUCAGGCCAGAGCCCACUAACAUCACCGGCAAUGAUCCAAACUCCAUCCAGGAUUCAGCAGUUGACAGUGAGCCCGCUAACUGUGGCCACGCAGAGGGGGACACCAGUGGAGGAGGGGUGGAUGAGGAACAGCCUGUUGCGACAGCCGCUCUGCUUAGCUCAUCUCGGCCACUUGUGGCCUGGGAGAUUUGCACCACAGAGAUCAACUUAGGGCCUGAUGAAGAAAGCGUGCCGUGCGAAACCCAGCUGAGCAGAGGCAGCGAGAGCGAAGCAUCUCAGGAAGGUGAGGGCACCAGAGAGGAACAGUUGGGCCGAGCAGGAAAUGAUGAUGCAGGGGUGCUCUUUGCUCAAGACGACAAACGAGAAGAAAACGGAGAUGAGAAAUUGCACACUCGCAGACAAGAUGUGAUGCCAGAGAACGGUGAGACAGAAGAGCAUGCCAACGUCAGGUCACUAAAAACUACAGGUGAUGCAGUGAGCGAAGACAUUGAGGAAAGUAGAGGAGGUGCUGAGGACACUGAGAGGGCGGUGACACUGGAUGAAACCAUCCAACUAAAGGAAGCAGAGGAUAAAAUGCAGCAUGAGGAUGAACAAGAUUUGCAGGCGGAAGACAGUGAGGUAAAACUGUGUCUGACUGCAGAUUUGACCGCAGUAGAAGAGGAUAACAUGCACGUGGAAGAGUCGAAGAUGCAGCGGAACGAGGCAGAUACAGCGGUGAUGCAUGAGGAAGUAGGAAACACUGAUGGUGUGCCACAGCUGGCUUCUGAGAGUGAGUCCGAUGAGGGAGCGAGACAAGUUGAGCAUCAGCUCUCAGCCUGUGAAGACUCAUCAGACGACCACAGAGAUUUCAAGGAGGACCCAGGCUUUAGUCCACUGCUUGUUGAAUUACAAAUGACCUACGACAAAAGCAGCAUUGUGUCUGAGGAUGAGCUAACUGCUGUCGAGCAACAGCACGUGAUGGCUCGAAGAAGUGAAAGUGAUGAAGUUGAGGAUACGAAAGAUGAGACGGAUGGUAGCGCCUUGGAUGUGAGUGAGGCUGCAAACAACCAGACAAUGGAUGAAGCUCCAGAGCAGGAAGACGUCAUUAAAACACUUGCUGGAGUCAUCGUAUCUGAACAUGUUACAUAUAGGGAAGAAGCCAUGCAGCAUUCACCAGAACAAAAAGACGACAUCAAAACAGUUACAGAAGACAUUUUAACUGAACAUGUUACACACAGCGAAGAAGUCAUGCAGAAUGCUCCACAAAUGGAGGAAGAAAUCAAAACCGUUACAGAGGAUAUCAUCAGUGAACAUGUUAUGAGCAGCGGUGGAUUUGUGCAGAAUGCUCUAGAGCAGGAAGACGACAUUGAAUUUGUGCAGAAUGCUCCGGAGCUAGAAGAAGAAAUCAAAACAGUUACAGAAGACAUCAUCACUGAACUUCUUAUAAGCAGCUGCGAAUUUGUGCAGAAUGCUCUAGAGCAGGAAGACGACAUCGAAACAGUUACAGAGGACAUUUUAACUGAACAUGUUACAUGCAGCGAAGAAGUCACCCAAAACGCUCCUGAGCAGGAAGACGACAUUUUAACUGAACAUGUUACAUGUAGUGAAGAAGUCACCCAAAAUGCUCCUGAGCAGGAAGAUCACAUUUUAUCUGAACAUAUUACAUGCAGCGAAGAAGUCAUGCAGACUUUCCCUGAGCAGGACGAUGACAUCAAAACAGAUACUGAAGACGACAUUUUAACUGAACAUGUUACACGCAGUGUAGAAGCCAUGCAGAAUGCUCCAACGCAGGAAGACGAAACCAAAACACUUACAGAAGAUAUUUUAACUGAACAUGUUACAUGUAGUGAAGAAGUCAUGCAGAAUUUCUCGGAGCAGGAUGACGACAUCAAAACAGAUACUGAAGACGACAUUUUAACUGAACAUGUUACAUGUAGCGACGAAUUUGUGCAGAAUGCUCCCGAGCAGGAAGACGACAUUGAAACAGUUAAAGAAGAUACUUUAACUGAACAUGUUACAUGUAGCGAAGAAGUCACCCAAAAUGCUCCUGAGCAGGAAGACGACAUCAAAACAGUUACAGAAGGCGACACUUUCACUGAACAUGUUACACGCAGUGAAGAAGUCACCCAAAAUGCUUCUGAGCAGGAAGAUCACAUUUUAUCUGAACAUGUUACAUGUAGCGAAGAAGUCAUGCAGAAUUUCCCGGGGCAGGAUGAUGACAUCAAAACAGAUACUGAAGCCAACAUUUUAACUGAACAUGUUACAUGUAGUGAAGAAGUCAUGCAGAAUUUCCCGGAGCAGGAUGACGACAUCAAAACAGAUACUGAAGACGACAUUUUAACUGAACAUGUUACAUGUAGUGACGAAUUCGUGCAGAAUGCUCCCGAGCAGGAAGACAACAUCAAAACAGUUACAGAAGGUAUUUUAACUGAACAUAUUACAUAUGGCGAAGAAGUCAUGCAGCAUUCACCGGAGCAGGAAGACGACAUUAUAACUGAACAUGUUACACACAGCGAUGAAAUCAUGCAGAACACUCCCGAGCAGGAAGAUGACAUUUUAACUGAACAUGUUAUAUGUAGUGAAGAAGUCACGCAUCAUUCACCAGAGCAGGAAGACGACAUCGAAGCACUUACAGCAGAUGUUUUAACUGAACGUGUUACAUGCAACGAUUACAUCAUGCAGAUUGCUCCAGAGCAGGAAGACGACAUCGAAGCAGUUACAGAAGAUGACAUUUUAACUGAGCAUGUUACACACAGUGAAGAAUUCAUGCAGAAUGCUGAGUCAGAGCUGCACACAGCUGACUUUGCAGAUGUAGAACAAGAGGAUGUGGCUGAAGACACUGAAGUGCAAACCAAAUCAAGAGAGGCAGAUGAUGUCGAGACAGAAAGCCAUGGCUCUCUGAUCGAUACAAACUCUGAUAUCACAACACACACUUCAGUAGAUGAGAGUUAUUUUGCUCAAGUAGAAGAGGAGAGUCUCUCCAGUGAAGCAGUCAACAAAGAAAGUGACAUGGAAAUAGCAUGUACAGCCACCUCAGUUAUGGAUAAACCUGACGGCGAGACUGGACAGGAAAUGAGCGGAGAGUUUAAAAAUAUUCCCCAGAGUAUGUGUGAAGGCCGUGUUGUUGUGUCGGAGGAGCUAAACUCUCCGACAUGUGAGGAAACACGAGAGGGAGUUCCUGAAUACAACAAUGAGCCAGAUGAAAAUACAACACAAUGGUUCCUGGAGGACGAAGGUUACGAGGAAAUCCAGGGCAGCCCAUUACCAGAAGAGGUGGAGAGCAAAGAGCCGGAGAGCCUUCAAAACAGCGGCUGGAGCGCCGGAGCUGACUGUUUACUGGUGAGGGAGCAUAUGGGAGAGGAACAAGGUGUUAAGAAUAGCUUUGGUUUGGUUGUGGAGGAUCACGCUGAAAUACUGCGGCUCGCUGAUGCUGGAAUGCCACAAGAAACAGAGACACCACUUGUUGAAACAGUAAUUCAAGGAUCUGGACAUUUAGUUGAGGUAGAGGACAGAGAAUUACUAGUUGAUUCAAUGAAGACGGGGAUCGAGGAGGAAACAGAAAAGGAAUCUGAGUCAGACGUCGAAUCAACAAACAAGGACGAUAAGGCAACAGAAGAGCCGCAAGAUGGGACUGAAGAGCUUUUGGUCAAUCUAGAAAAAGACGAAGGAUUGUGUGAUUCCAAAGUAGCUGUUGCCGCUGGAGUUGGCUGGGAGACGACAGGAGCUUUAGCAGCACAGGAAGUGCUCGAAGAUGACACUUUCCCUGAGGCUGAAGUACAGAAGAUGACAGAGACAAGCUACUUUCAGGGAUUGGUCGAUGUCAUGAACUCGGAGCAACACCUGACAUCUAGUUUACUAGAUGACAUUACUGAAUCUGAAUUCCUGAAACACUCAGAUGAGACUGAGUCUAUAUUACUUGAAGAUGUAGAAAUACAAGAUGCAGGUUAUGCAGUUGAGAUGGAGGCAGCAGCGGAUGAAAUGCAAGGCAGAAAUGAGAUGGAGAUUUUUCAUCUGCAGGCAACUGAAAUGGCUGAAUCUGAAUUGUCUGGACCAGUUGAGUCACUGGAGACAAAAAAUCAACUAUCCGACAAAGUGCUUGAGAUAAGCAAUGAGGAGAUGCUACCUGAAGCCCCUGGUGAAUCAAUGACGGCCCAGUCUGAACCACAAGAUUUGAUUUUGAUAUCAACAGAGGAUACAACAAAGCAUGUGACAGAAUCAGGGGGGAGUCACGCUGAGGAAACAGUUAGCUCAAUCAGUGGACGUGCGGAUGUGAUUGAUGAAGAGAUCCCCGACUUGUGGGUACAGACGGCUUCGUCGGAGGACAAUGAUGGCAUACAGCAACAAGAAGGGCCAGAGCCUGGACAACAAACGGAGCCAUCAAAUGAGGAACAAGGUGAAAUAUCAUCAGCACAGACAGAGAAGGAUGAAGAGCAGCUUGUGGAUUUAGUGAGUGACACAGAGAUGUCUUCAUCAACAGUAGAGUCUGGAUUUUUGGACCAGUCUCUUGGUGAAUGGGGCACACAAAGCAAUGAAACCCAGCAACCAAAGUCAGCUAGCACCGAGUCAUUCCAAGGAAUUCAUGAGAUGUUGGCAGACAUCUCUGAAUCCUCUACACAACACUCCGAUUUUCUGAUGGAGGAAACCGCUGAGACAGAUCUGAAACAGGAUGAGUCAAUCACUGCGACAAGAUUUCACCCAGAUUCCGGAGUCACGUCACCAGAGAAAGAAGAUCUGAAUCAGGAAUCUGAUAAAUCACAAGAAGAAACCGAGGAAGAAAGAGUUGAAGCAGUGGAGACUGAAACUGGAUCGCAGAAAGAGAUCGAUGCUGAGGAGGCAGAAUUAGCAGAGAAAACUGACUGGAAAGACACAGAAGAAGCAGAUGUUCAGUCAGACAAAGCAGAAACUGAAGAUGAGCCUUUAGAAAUGUCUGACUCUCCAGAUGAAAUCAAACACACUGAAUCGGAACGAUCUGGAAGCAGCUCAGAGGCUUCGUUAGAGGAGGGAGUAGUGUUGACAGAAUCUGGUUCACAGGACGACACCUGCACUGAAUCCGAGAGGUUAUCGAUGUUGUUCUCACUGGACGAACCACAGCCCAGACAAUCAGAGGAUAUUGCUGAAUCAGAAGCUGGGGCUGAGGUGGCAGAACAGCUGACGACAAAGUCUGAAGAUGAAAUGGAGGUGGACACUUUUGUGCUGGACUUUACUGUGCAAAGAUCAAGAAUCGCUGUUAAAAACCCUCGUGUAAGGCCACCCAAAGAUCCCCGCUCCCUUCUGCAUAUGCCCUCAUUGGAUCCCACACCCUCUGUACCUCGGCCAGCCAAAGUCCCUAUAGGUGUACCUCUGGGAGGCAUGGGCAUUGGAAUAAAACUUCCUGGACUUGGUGCUGGUUUUCCCGUUCUAAAGAAGACUCAGCGGGUGGUUAGAGAUGAAAAUAAACCAGAAACCCCCUCAGAGCAGGAGACAAAGCCAGAGGAGAAGAGUGACACUCCCAAACAAGAUGAAGCACCACACAGACCUAAAUGGAUGCCACCAAAACAUCCAGGAUUUGGAAAUCCACUUAUGUCUGAGCUGAAGAGCAAACUGAAGAAGACCACAAAAGAGUGAGGAGGAGAAGAAGAUGGAUUGUAGUUAAUACUUUGUGUGGAUAUUUGAAUAUAAUAUACAAAUGGCUUUAUUUUUGGUGUAUUUAUGAAACUGAAUACAGUGAUGACAUUUUCAUUGUGUCAAUUAUUUUCUGUAUGUUUUGUAAUAAAGCUUAACUGAAAAAA
Messenger RNA from Epinephelus moara (kelp grouper), 5977 nucleotides. Its product is annotated as titin. The transcript has 6 exons. Bases 102 to 5813 code for a protein of 1903 amino acids. Lineage: Eukaryota; Metazoa; Chordata; Actinopteri; Perciformes; Serranidae. The record is from RefSeq and is a predicted model, not a curated record.